Molecule: messenger RNA, 372 nt
Organism: Guyanagaster necrorhizus
Lineage: Eukaryota; Fungi; Basidiomycota; Agaricomycetes; Agaricales; Physalacriaceae
Exons: 1
Coding region: 1-372 (123 amino acids)
Source: RefSeq, a predicted model, not a curated record
AUGGCUCGUCUCACUGCGACCCUGGAAACAGCGCCGAACCUUCGUUCAGCGACCCUCCUCCCAUUUGUCCCAAUCCAUUUACCUUCAUCGGGGCUAAAAGAACUUACCACGAAAGACCUGACCCAGAAUGAAUUGUCGUCGAUUAUCCACGACCUCCCCACCUCGAAAUCCGAAUUUCAUUGGACUGAGAGUCUGACAUGCCAUAGGAUGGGCUCCCCCGCCUCAGGUCCAUACUGCCUUGCGCCAAAUCGAGAUCGAGGGACUACAAGAGCUCUCUCAUUUUACCCUACCAGCACUUACACAUCUCCGGCUCCUGAAGCCCUUCUGUUCAUCCCCGCAAAGUCCAGACUGGAGGAUCAGCUUCUCAUUUGA